AUGAACCUGGACGCAUGGCUUGAUGAGGAUGAUAACUUUGACUUGAUAAACAAGCACAAUGAAAUCCUCGAAGAAGCUGCAAAGCACGAGGGCACCGCUUUCGAGCAAGGCUCCCUCGAAAGACUUAACGAGUGGUUUGAUGGUCGCAGGAAGGAAUACGAUUACCAGAGAUGGCGCGUUGCACUUGAGGUGACGUUUGCGCCUUCCAUGUAUCAGCCAUGCGCCGCGCCUUUCGAGGACCUUAACAAAGUCAUGGUCAAAGACUUGGUUUGUGGGCAACGGAGUAUCGACUCAUACAUCCUCGUCAGAACGGUGAAUAUGGCGGCGAAGCUGUUUGCAAUGAUCGUCAUUGUGGAAGAUGAGAAUGAGAACUGUGUCAUGUUGCAGGUUUCCGUUGAUGCGUUUCACGCCCAUGAUGUCCGUUAUCUUCCGAAAGAUGCGGUCUUGAUUGUCAAGCAGCCCCGCCUGGAGUUUGUUGGGCACAAGAGAUAUGAGAUCAAUGUCCAUCAUGUCUCUGACAUCAUGUUCGUGGCUCCGACCGAUGACAUGGUCCCACUGAACUGGAGAAAGAGACGCUUCCAGGAUGCUUCGGAAUGGUCGUUGGACAAGUGGAUCGACAUGGGGGAAGCUGAGACCAGCAAGGGCGAACACGGGUUCUCAAUCGAAUGGUGCAACCAAGCCUUAAAGCGGUCACCAACCGAGGAGGACGCCAAUCUUAUCUAUGCUCUUCGUUCAAACGGAAACUAUGCGGCAUACAGAUAUGAUGCAGCACUGGCUGAUCUUGAGAAAGCUCUUGAGAUCCCAGGAUUCACCGAGGAGGUCCUGCGUCGCAAGGCAUCGGUGUUAUACAAAUCCAGAUCGUUCAAAGAGUGUAUCGAAACAUUCCACCAGCUUCUUCGAAAGUAUCCAGGCCAUCGCAACGACAUAAAGGGCUUGGCUAUGGCCUACCGACGGCUGUUUGAGCAAACACAUGGCACAUAUGACUUCCGGGCCAUGCAGGUUGGUGCGGCAACCAGCGAGACCCUUGUGUUGGACCAUGCAACAUACACGGGUCCUGUGGCUGUCAAGGAAAGCGAGAUUCAUGGAAAAGGUCUAUUCACGACCAGGGAUGUGAAACUCGGGGAGCUUCUUCUUUGCGAGAAGGCGUUCGCGUUCAUCUUCGAGGGUCUCGAUUCGAGGAAGAUUCCCGACGAAAACGCUCACAAGUUCAUUCGAGCCCGUUACCUUGACACCGCGAGGGUCAACGUCGAGACCAGGACAGUUGCUCGAGGGCCUUUGCUGGACCUAGCAACCCAGGUCAUCACCAAGAUGCAUAAGAAUCCAUCUUUGCGAUCUCAGGUCACUGAUCUUUACGCUGGCAACUUGCCCGGCUUGCAACCUGGCGAUGACAACUCGGUUAACAGCUUCCAGGUGUUGCAGGCAAUCUUGGUGAACGGCUUUGGUAGCCCAAUGACAUCCAAGACGAUUCACGCCAUCAACGUCGAUGAUAGGAGGACUUUGCAUGACUUCAGCUGCCACGGACUGUGGACCAAAGCCUCCUACAUCAACCACUCAUGCGUGGGCAACGUGCACCGCGCCUUCGUGGGCGACAUGAUGAUUGUGCGAGCCGCGCAGGAUAUCCCCGCCGGCACGGAGUGCAAGUUCUGGUACACAGUGCCAGCCAAGAACAGGGCCACCGACACCAGACCAUGGGGCUUCGAAUGCCGCUGUAUUACAUGUGUCGACGCGCGCGAGACUCCAUGGGAAGUUCGUCGGAGCCGGGGCCAGCUGCGCAAGGAGGCGUGGAGACUCAUCAACGGAAAUAAGACAAUUGAUUACGAUGAUCUCGAAGAGAAGCUCCGAUCGCUUGAGGGAACGUUUUCGAAGCCUGCGCUGGAGGUGCCGCGGUUUGCGCUCUGGGAUCUUCAGUUCGAGGCUGCGAGGAAGAUGGGGAAGAUGGGCCAUUCCAGCCAAGCGAUUUAUUGGGGACUGGAAGGUUUCAAAUCGUGUGGUUUCAUCAUUGAAGGGUAUGAGCCACGGGGAACGGAGUUGGUGAUCAAGAAAUGGGGCGUUGUGACAGAUGAGCAGGUGGAGGUGUGGGUUACCCUGUUCCUUGCUAUGGGGUGUGUUGCGCCGGAAUUGGCGCCAUCGGCAGAGAAAUACGCCCGUCAGACGUUCAUGCUGUGCGUCGGUGAGGAAGUGUCGUUUGAUCUGUUCUGUGGCUCGAAGUCCGGACGGUUCUGGCCUCUGACGGACUUCGAACUGAAAGUGAACUGGUAG
Messenger RNA from Penicillium olsonii, 2259 nucleotides. Lineage: Eukaryota; Fungi; Ascomycota; Eurotiomycetes; Eurotiales; Aspergillaceae. The record is from the annotation of a GenBank genome assembly.